Xenopus tropicalis (tropical clawed frog) is the source of this 5082-nucleotide messenger RNA. RefSeq names its product suppression of tumorigenicity 14 (gene st14). The transcript has 19 exons. Gene Ontology annotation, cellular component: endomembrane system; membrane. Gene Ontology annotation, biological process: proteolysis. NCBI's taxonomy places the organism in Eukaryota, Metazoa, Chordata, Amphibia, Anura, Pipidae. The record is from RefSeq and is a predicted model, not a curated record. Gene Ontology annotation, molecular function: hydrolase activity; serine-type endopeptidase activity; peptidase activity. The coding region runs from base 495 to 3032 and encodes 845 amino acids.
UUCUGCUGCUUUUAUCCUGUUUUCGGCCCUGAGCUCACCUGGAGGGAGGGGCGAGGGAAAUCUCGUGCGAUGUGUGGGAAAGGACACACCUUGAAACCAGUACCCGAAAGUGAGAGAGAAAAGGUAAAACAAAUCUAAAGAAGGAAAGCUGCGUUUAUUGGGAGCGGCGAGGAGCCCGGUGUAUGGGAGACAUCAGCGGAACCCCUCCAUCUGUUUGAGCAGUCAGAAGCCGCGGGUAGGAGCCCCAGGUAGGAGCCCCAGGUAUAGUUCUACCGGCUGUGGGAGUUUCGCUUGCGCUCACAGACUGCGGAAGGAGGAAGAGGCUCAGACAAGGGAGUGUCUCGGUACCUGCGAACGAUUCCCCGGAAGGUUUCCGCUUGUGGUAAAAAGCCGCUCCUCAAGCUUGGAAUUUAACGACUGCUUCAGCAAUCCGUCCCCCCAAUUCCCUAAGGGAGAAGGGGCAGUGCACUUCCCCGCUUUGCUCCUAUUCAAGCAUGAAGGACAGCGAUUCUAUGAUGAAGUAUAACAACAGACCCCAGAGCAUGAACGGAUUUGAAGAAGGAGUAGAAUUUCUUCCUGCAGCAAACACCAAAAAAGUUGAGAAGGCUGGGCCUAAGAAGAAAUUGGCUAUAUUUGGGGUGGUGAUCGGUGCAGCACUCCUUUCACUUACCAUUGGUCUUCUAGUUUGGCACUUUGCAUACCGCAACGCACCAGUUCAAAAACUCUACACAGGCUAUUUGAGAAUUGCAAAUACCCAAUUCGUUGAGGCCUAUGAGAAUUCAACAACACGAGAAUUUGCAGAUCUCUCUGUGAAGGUCAUCAGUACGCUCCGGACUCUGUAUAAUGGAGAAAAAGACAUAGCUCCCUAUCUCCAGCAGUGCAGUAUCAGUGCAUUUAGUGAAGGCAGCGAUAAUAAUGUUGUUGGAUAUUACUGGUCUGAAUUUUCUGUGCCUGCAUUCCGAGAGGAGGCCUUUGAGAAAGCCAUAUCAGAAUUGAAGCUGCCAACUGUGAAUCUACGUCAGCGAGCUUUCGCUGUGGAUUCUCUUGUUGCAUACCCCACAGAUCCACAGAUUGCACGUAAUUUCAAAAACAGCAGCUGUGCUUUUUUUCUACACUCCAGUGCUGGAGUUAUGACAAAAUUUUCUUCUCCGGGAUUCCCUGAUACACCAUAUCCACCAAAUGCUAGAUGUCUAUGGACUCUGCGUGCAGACGCUGGGCAAAUGAUUCGUCUUAAGUUCAAAACUUUUAAAAUGGAGAAAUGCAAAGCCAAUGCAGGGGAUUUUGUGAUGGUUUAUGACUCUCUCAGCCCAAUAGAGCCUCGAGCUCAGAUAAGGUUGUGUGGAAUUUACCCUCCAUCUUACAAUCUUACCUUCUUUUCAUCAUCGAAUGUGAUGUUAGUGACACUUGUUACAGAUAAUGUAGGGAAAUUUCCAGGCUUCCUAGCAGAGUUCAGUCAGUUUCCAAAAACCUCACUUUGUGGAGGAUAUAUCAGAGAUGCAAGUGGGGUUUUUACAUCUCCUUACUUCCCAGGACAUUAUCCACCCAAAAUAGAAUGUAUUUGGGAUAUACAAGUUCCUGACAAUAAAUUUGUGAAAUUGCGGUUUAAUAUGUUCUACUUAGCAGAACCAGGUGUACCUGUCACUAAAUGUACAAAAGACUUUGUGGAAAUUAAUGGUCAAAAAUAUUGUGGAGAGCGGAAAUUUUUUGUUGUUUCAAACAACAGCAGCAAAAUGUCUGUUCGUUUUGUCUCAGACCAGUCCUAUACAGACACGGGGUUUACAGCGGAGUAUCUGUCCUAUGAACCUCGAAAUCCAUGUCCAGACCAGUUUGCUUGCAAGAGUGGACGCUGUAUCAGAUUGGACCAGAAGUGUGAUGGAUGGAAUGACUGUGAAGACUUCAGUGAUGAAAAGAGUUGCACAUGCACAGCACUGCAGUUCCGCUGCACAAACAGUAAGCUCUGUAAGCCCAGUUACUUUGUCUGUGAUGGGGUGAAUGAUUGUGGAGACAGCAGUGAUGAACUCGCAUGCCAAUGCCCUAAUAACACAUAUAAAUGUGGCAAUGGCAAGUGCAUUCCAGAAUCCCAAAAAUGUGACCGGACAGAUAACUGUGGGGAUGGCUCUGAUGAAGCAGAAUGUGGUCGGGUUUUAAGCACAACCUGUACAGAAUAUACCUACAAAUGCAAGAACAAUCAGUGCAUAACUAAGAAGAACCCAGAAUGUGAUGGGGAGAAUGACUGCAGUGAUGGCUCUGAUGAGAUCUCUGCUAAAUGCAAUUGCGGUAAACGUCCAUUUACAAAGAAAUCAAGAAUUGUUGGUGGUGUGAAUGCAGACACUGGAGAGUUUCCCUGGCAGGUCAGCUUGCAUGUAAAGGGCAAUAAACAUACAUGUGGAGCCUCCCUGGUUUCUCCUACAAUGUUGAUUUCUGCUGCUCACUGCUUCCAGGAUGAUCAGUCAAUGAGGUAUUCAGAUGCCUCCCUAUGGACAGCAUACCUGGGCUUGCAUGAUCAAGCUCAACUCAAUAGCAAGGAUGUUGUGGAACGAAAGAUAAAACGUAUUAUGGCACAUAUAGGCUUUAAUGAUAAUACUUAUGAUAAUGAUAUAUCUGUUCUGGAGCUAGAAAAGCCUGUUGACUAUACCGAUUUUAUCCAGCCCAUCUGUAUUCCAGAAAGCACACAUGACUUUCCUGUAGGAAAACCUAUAUGGGUUACAGGUUGGGGUGCCUUAAAGGAAGGAGGUGGUGCAGCUGUGAUACUUCAAAAGGCAGAAAUCCGAAUUAUAAACCAGACUGAAUGUAAUAAACUUCUGGAUGGUCAGUUAACUCCCCGCAUGCUGUGUGCUGGCUUUGUUAGCGGAGGAAUUGAUGCCUGCCAGGGAGACUCUGGAGGACCCUUGUCUAGUGUGGAGCUUAACAACAAGGUGUACUUGGCUGGAAUUGUCAGUUGGGGAGAAGGAUGUGCAAGAAGAAACAAACCUGGAGUCUACACAAGAGUCGCUAUGAUGAGAGACUGGAUCAGGGAUAAAACUGGCCUGUAAUGGAAAUCCAGCAAAUAUGAAUAUUUAAACACAGAACAUUUGUUUUUGUUUUUUUUUACAUGUUUUGUUUUUAAAAAAUACUUUUCUGGAGUGUAACAUAACUGGUCAAGAAAUUCUGCAAUAAGACAAGAGGAGGAGCUUUGAGCCAUUUCUUUCCUCAGUCUCUUCGUGCAUACCUUACUGUCAGUUGGCACUUUUAAUGAUUAUUUGUUGACCUACAUACUGGAAAAGGACUUAAUACAUCAGUUAAAGGAUUGGAAAAUUUUUCAGUCUUGAACCUUGUUUCUAUCAGGGAGAAAUCUCAAAGAUGCCUUGUAGUAAGAUGUGCACUCCAGUUUGGAAAUUUGCUAAGAAAUAGUGGGGACAAGGAGCUGCAAUAAGGAAGUGCAAUGUAAACCUGAACAGUCCUUUAACUGAACUACGAAACAAAUCCACUGUUUUAUGUCACUGUGAGCUUUCAGAUCAUUUUAUAAACCUUUUUUUUUUUUAUAAAAUGUUACUAAAUUUGGAAUUAUAGAAUGUAGUUGUGUUUGUGUAAGUUUAUAAAAUCAGUUUGUUACUGAACAGUAUAUAGAACAACUGAUUGUCUUUUGGGCAGUGCGUGCGUGUGUGUUUGUGUGCUUUCAAAAAUACUGAAAGUGCUGCAGUUUGCCUUAAGUUUGGUUGCACAGUUCAUUUUCUUUUGCUUUAUUAACUUUUUUGAGGGUAUAGGGCUAAAAGCUGGUUAUUCCUUGGAAUGAUUAGGUGGACACGUUAGUCUGUUAAGUUGAUGUCUAGACUUCCUAUGAGAAAAUUCAGAACUAGACCUCUGUUUUGACAAAAUUCAGUUAAAACAGUUUAUAGAAAACACUUCUGUUGCACUUCUGUUGUAGCAAGACAUUAUGUACUGAUUUACUGAAUGACUUUGCACUUAUAGCAGUGGUAAACAAGACUAAGUUAUAAGACAGUGUUCUUGGCUCUCCUUCCCCCGUGGCCCUUUAGAAAGUACAAUCAAUUGCUCCAGUCUCAGGCCCUUAGGCCCUCUAAAGCUUCAGUCUAAGACACUGUUGAAAAUACUGCAUUUGACUUAUGCUGUCUGUCAAGGAUCCUCUCAUCCUGUGUGCCUAUUUAUGAAAAAAAGCUUCUAAAUGGAAUAAAAGUACGAAAAAGUGGGAGUGGUUGUUAUUCAUGAGAGACCCUUAUUAGUCACUGAGAAAUACUGCUGAUCAUGAAAGUACCAGCAUGGAAAAUACUAUGGAAAGGCCUCAGCCCACUGAGAAAUAACUUAUCUAAAGGGUUAGAAUCUAAAAAGAUUUAGUCUUAUAAUAUUAGUUAGAGGGUGAUUUUUAACAUUUUUGUAUAUACAUUUCCAGCAUUUAACACUCGGGGGACUUUCCAAGUCUUGUGUAGAUAAAUAAAAUAUUAAUAUGUUUCAUAUUGACUAUUUUAAAUUGUACCAGAAUGCCAGACAUUUUAAAGUUAAAAUAAGGAUUUAGUUAUAAACACUUAUUAAUGUAUGUUUUAUUAGGCUGUUCAACUGUGUAAAGUUACAUUUUCUUGAGUAAACUUUUAUUCAGUUGUUGCCUGAAAGUUCUCUUAAAGAGCCCAACAGCACACAUCUCUUUUCCUUUAGGCUCCUUUUGUGUAUUUCUACAGCUGAAAUCUGCUGCUUUCUGGUCAAAAGUGAAUCUCCACCCUCCCAUUCCUCAGCUGAGGAAGUAAAACUCUGCAGGUCGGACAAACAUGGGCAUAUAUUUUAUUUACAUUUUGCAAGGCAUAUGUGGCAUUGUGGGGCAUUUAGAGAAAUCUUAGGCACUUUUUAAUAAAAGUUUAACUUCUCCUUUGAAAACACUGGCUAAUAGUGUAAAGCUAUGAACCCUGCUGUAAAAAUGUAAGGUUUUGUAAUGACUGGACUCUUUGUAAAUUGUUCCUUCUAAUAUUAUGGCUGUGAAUAUACAUUGUUAACCUUUUAAUUACAAUUUGUUUCCCAAAUGAGGGUUGGCAUUGCCAAAAUGUGCCUUUUGAGAAAUGUAGAAAUAUUGCGUUAAUAAAGGAAUUUUUGGGUAUUUUA